AUGUCGAUCGCGUGCUCCCCCUCCACGCGCAAAGCCACCCCGAGACGUCGAUGCCGAUCGCCGCGAUCGGACGCGCAGCUAUAUAAAGCGGCCGAUGCGGCCCUCGAGUCAGCACACAGCUCGCAGCCAGCCAGCUUCCACCACCUCCACUCAGUGCCUCCGCCGCCGAACAGCACCGUCGCCAUGGCUUUCAAGGUAAUCGACGCCGGGCCGUUCGAUCGGAAAGUUGCCAGAGACGUCGUGAGGAGCGGCGAAAUGGGGAAAGGGGUGCGGCGCGACGCGUUGGGAAAACGACCCGCAGUUUUGCAACCGGUCAUGUUUGUCGUCCUCGCCGCCCUCGUGGCCGUGGCCAACGCCGGCUACCUCGGCGGAUACGCCGGUUAUGCGGCGCCCGCCGCCGUCGGCUACGCCGCCCCCGCCUACGGCCACGCCCUCGCCACCCCCGCCAUCACCGCCCAGGCCUCCAACAUCCUGAGGACCCCCGGCAACCUGGGCCAGGUGUCCACCUACUCCAAGGCCAUCGACACCCCCUACUCCAGCGUGCGCAAGUCUGACGUGCGCGUGAGCAACGACGCUCUGGCCUACGGUGCCGUCGCCGCCCCCGCCUACGGCUACGCCCGCGCCGCCUACGGCGGUGCCUACGCCGCCCCCGCUCUGGCCGCCCCCGCUCUGGGCUACGCCCGCGCCGCCUACGGUGGUGCCUACGCCGCGCCCGUCGCCCGCGCCGGUCUCCUCGGCGUCGCCUACUCCGCCGCCCCCGCCGUCGCUCACGUGUCAUACACCGGUCUGGGCGCUGCCUACGGCUGGUAAACACUAACCUCUUCACCUCUCAUCGUCUUCACAAUCGCCCUCCAUAUCAUGUCUUAAUGGCUUUUAUUUAUGGCUGCUCAGCAUUUAUAAA
Gryllus bimaculatus (two-spotted cricket) is the source of this 901-nucleotide messenger RNA. NCBI's taxonomy places the organism in Eukaryota, Metazoa, Arthropoda, Insecta, Orthoptera, Gryllidae. The record is from the annotation of a GenBank genome assembly.